GUUCUCCAGCAUUUUUGUAUUUGUGUAAAAUUUGCCUAAUUGCUCUGUGUGCUGCCGCGUCUGUGUCGCCGAGAUUCUUCUUCUUCAACCUUUGAAAAACCCUAAAAGAUAAGCGCCAACUGCGGAGGCACCCCGUAUUUUCUACCUUGACAAUUCCGUCGGACGAAUCUAGAAUCCAGCAAUGGCGGCUCCGGCUGCUGCGACAGCGAGGGCACAGACGCUAUCUCUCCUCGCCGCUGCCAAUAACCAUGGCGAUUUGGCUGUGAAGCUCUCGUCUCUCAGGCAGGUUAAGGAGAUUUUGCUGUCAUUGGAGCCGUCUUCGUCUGCUGAGAUAUUCCCCUAUCUCGCAGAACUCCACUUAUCCCGUGAAAUUCUAGUUCGCAAAUCCCUUAUCGAGAUCAUUGAAGAGGUUGGUUUGAGGAUGCUGGAUCAUUCUUAUGUUCUAGUGAAUGUCUUACUAGUCUUAUCAAGGGACGAGGAUCCAGUUGUUGCAAAGAAAUCCAUUUCUGCUGGCACCACUUUCUUCUGCAGCAUCUUGGAGGAGAUGGCAAUGCAGUUCCAUCAUCAUGGUAACGUUGAUCGUUGGUGUGGGGAACUAUGGACAUGGAUGGUUAAGUUCAAAGAUGCUGUCUUUUCCGCUGCAUUGGAGCCUGGCUGUGUAGGGGUGAAAAUUCUUUCUCUAAAGUUUAUGGAGACAUUCAUUUUGCUCUUUACUCCUGAUGCAUCUGAUCCUGAGAAAGUUUCCAGCGAAGGAUGUAGACAGAUGUUCAAUAUUUCCUGGCUUGCUGGCGGUCACCCCAUUCUGAAUCCAGCAACGCUCAUGUCUGAAGCAAAUAGGACAUUUGGCAUCUUAGUAGAUUUCAUACAGUCAGCUAAUCGUAUACCGGGUGCACUGACGAUAUCUGUUAUUAGUUGUCUUGCGGUGGUAGCAAGGAAGAGGCCUGUCCACUACAACACUGUCCUCUCUGUUCUGCUGGAUUUUCACCCAAAUCUUGAGACGGUUAAGGGGUGCCAUGCUGCAAGCGUUCAAUAUUCCAUUAGAACUGCCUUUCUGGGAUUUCUUAGAUGCACUUUCUCACCAAUAAUAGAGUCAAGAGACAAGCUUCUUAGAGCAUUUCGAGCAAUGAAUGCUGCAGAUGUUGCUGAUCAAGUUCUCCGUCAAGUUGAUAAAUUGAUCAGGAAUAAUGAGCGUGCUGCACGUGAAAAUUUGUCUGGCAAGAAUAACCAGUCGAUUAAUCAUCAAAACUCUUGGGAUAUGUCAAAGAAACGAAUAAUGCCCCAGGGUGAAGAUGAUAAAAUCAAUGGAGAGGUCGCUCCGAAGCGCUUACGCCAUAAUAAUAAUGUGCAUUUGACCCAGCAAGUUCAAACAAGUGAAUCCCUACAGGCACCUGUCUCUAUCAAUGGCAUUUCCUCUAGUAACCAUUCUUCAGACAGUGAGUUGACACCAGUUGAACAGAUGGUUUCAAUGGUUGGUGCUUUGCUUGCUGAAGGAGACAGAGGAGCUGCAUCACUUGAAAUUCUCAUUUCUAAGCUUCAUCCAGAUAUGCUCGCUGAUAUUGUAAUAACAAGCAUGAAACACUUGCCUAGUACCCCUCCUACGUUGACAAGUUCACUGGCUACCUCAGCAGAUAUUGUGGUAUCUUCUUCUAUAAAUACCAUGUAUACUCCGACUCCUCCACCAAAACUUCCUUUUGACCCAGUACUUACUUCCGAUGUGCCUAGCUUGAAUAGCUCGGUUGCUGACCCUAGACGCGACCCAAGAAGGGAUCCCCGUCGCAUGGAUCCAAGGCGUUUAAAUUCAUCUUUGGGACCAACGUCGCUACCUGUAGGUGACGGUGAAGAAUCAGUUCCAACACAGAACGACAUCUCUACCUUACUGAGUAAGCCAGUUUCAGUUCCUGCUGCCAUGGCAGGGGCUACUGGUUCAGUACAUCCAACAGCAGUAGACCGUAGCCAGAACAAGUUGACAGGAAGUUCAGUAAUCAGAAUAAUCGAUCAGCCUGAUUGCAGAGAGGACCCCUCAAAUGAAAAAUCAUCCUUAGAUGCUCCACUAUCUCCUUGCAUGUAUGGUGAAGGCAUUNUUGAGUAUAUAUAUACAGGAUUAUUAGUCUAUAGAAUUUAUUAGAUGUCAGUUACUUUUUCUGACACUUAUUUUCAGACAAGUGGCUCUNUUGAUCAACAUCUCCCUGCAACAUCGGACAGUACUGCACCAGAAGAGAGUUAUCGAGAGUUGGCACCUGUUCCAUCGUAUGUUGAACUUACCACAGAGCAAAGCAAAACUGUAGGAAAGUUGGCUAUUGAACGACUAAUCGAAUCAAAUAGACAUGUCUUUGGGUUUGAUUGUAACAAGAUACGCAUGGCAUUGAUUGCCCGAUUGAUUGCUAAAAUCGAUGCGGGCAAUGAUGUUGCAACCGUACUAAGAGAGCAUAUUAGUGUGGAUCAUCAAGAAUUCAAGGGGCACGAACUUGUUUUACAUGUUCUCUACCAUCUGCAUUCAAUGGCGAUUCUGGAUACAGAUGAAUCCUCUCCCUAUGCUACUAUUUAUGAAAAUUUUCUUAUAGCAGUGGCAAGAUCAUUUCUGGAUGCUCUUCCUGCUUCCGACAAGUCUUUUAGUAGGCUUUUUGGAGAAGCUCCAUAUCUACCCGAUUCAGCCAUUAAGCUACUGGAUGAACUCUGCUCCAAUCGUCAUGGGCCAGUUGGUAGAGAAAUCUGUGAUAGUGAGCGUGUAACCCAAGGGCUUGGUGCUGUUUGGAGCCUAAUUUUAGUGCGUCCGAAUGAGCGAAAAGCAUGCUUAGCUAUAGCAUUGAACUGUUCUAUUCAUUCUGAAGAAGAUAUUCGUGCAAAAGCCAUCCGACUUGUUACAAACAAACUAUAUCACCUAGCAUACAUAGCAGAGCAUGUUGAGCAAUUUGCAACAGAUAUGUUGCUGACUGCUGUGAACUCUGAGACAGAUCUCUCACAGUCUGGAUCAAUUGCAGAAGGAAUUAAAACAGAGACAAGUGGCUCUCUAUUGUCUGGAAGCUCCGACAUUUACUCUCAACAGGAUCUACAAACUUCUCGUGAUGUUUCAGUUUUAUCAACUUCCGAAGUUCAGAGACUGAUUUCCCUGUUCUUCGCUUUAUGUAAAAAGAAACCUAGUCUCCUUCGACUUGUCUUUGAAGUUUAUGGAAGAGCUCCAAAAAUAGUAAACCAGGCUUUUCAUCGACAUAUACGACCCAUUCUGAUACGAGAAUUAGGUUCGUCUUAUACGGAACUACUCCAAAUAAUAUCCGACCCUCCUAAGGGAAGUGAAAAUUUAUUGACAUUGGUGUUGCAAAUAUUGACACAAGAAUUGGCACCUUCUUCGGAUUUGAUUGCUACUGUAAAGCUUCUAUAUCAAACAAAGCUAAAGGAUGUUUCAAUUCUUAUCCCAUUGCUUUCUUCACUCACUAAAGAUGAGGUUUUGCCCAUCUUUCCUCCCCUUCGUAAUCUUCCGCCAGAAAAGUUUCAACUUGCACUUGCCCAUAUAUUACAGGGUUCUGCUCACACAGGCCCUGCACUAACACCUGCCGAGGUACUGAUUGCUAUCCAUGAUAUUGUUCCAGAGAAGGGUGGGCCACCACUGAAAAAGAUAACAGAUGCAUGUUCAGCUUGCUUUGAACAACGCACUGUUUUCACGCAGCAAGUCUUAGCGAAGGCCCUCGGUCAGAUGGUUGAUCGAACACCUCUGCCUUUACUCUUCAUGAGAACGGUUAUUCAGGCAAUCGAUGCUUUUCCUACACUGGUUGAUUUUGUCAUGGAAAUUCUUUCCAAGUUGGUGAGGAAGCAGAUCUGGAGACUGCCAAAAUUGUGGCCUGGCUUCUUGAAAUGUGUGUCUCAGACAAAGCCACAUUCUUUCCCAGUUUUGUUGGAGUUACCAGUACCUCAACUUGAAAGCAUCAUGAAGAAGUUUCCUGAUCUAAGACCUUCUCUCACUGCUUAUGCGAAUCAGCCAAAUAUCAGAGCUUCUCUGCCAAAUUCAGCUCUUUCAGUUCUUGGGCUUGACAAUGGGCAAGAUUCGCGUUCUCAAAUGCACCCUUCAGAUGCAACAUCGUCUAUUCAAGGGACAGCCUUAACGUGACUCUGGAAGAUUAUCGACAAGUUGAAGUGUCUGAUGGAGACGAAGCAGAGAUUGAAUCUUGCGUCAAUGGUGCGAGACUGGCUACCACGGAUAUACCUGACUACUAACUACAUGUGUUUGCGAUUAGUAGCAAGACCAGUAUGGUAGCCCAACGUGUGUGGUCGGUCAUUCAUAUUUUCUUAUUUGCUGCCCUUUUUUCGUGUAUAUUAUAAAACUUCACCAUGGCCGUGAGAAGGGGUUCACAAAUCACAUGUAAUGGGUGUACAAUCGCAUCAACGUUGUUCUUUCCUCUAAAGAGAACAUCAGAGUUGAAAGAGUUAAGGAUUAUAUCAAAUAGACGAAA
Molecule: messenger RNA, 4442 nt
Organism: Camelina sativa (false flax)
Lineage: Eukaryota; Viridiplantae; Streptophyta; Magnoliopsida; Brassicales; Brassicaceae
Source: RefSeq, a predicted model, not a curated record